Anguilla anguilla (European eel) is the source of this 2538-nucleotide messenger RNA. RefSeq names its product solute carrier family 16 member 5a (gene slc16a5a). The transcript is spliced from 5 exons. The record is from RefSeq and is a predicted model, not a curated record. The coding region runs from base 348 to 2045 and encodes 565 amino acids. Gene Ontology annotation, molecular function: monocarboxylic acid transmembrane transporter activity. NCBI's taxonomy places the organism in Eukaryota, Metazoa, Chordata, Actinopteri, Anguilliformes, Anguillidae. Gene Ontology annotation, biological process: monocarboxylic acid transport; transmembrane transport.
UGUUGCAGAUCUUAAGUUCGGUCACCCGCCCCCACCGUGCUGGCCCCCUCCUCGUUUGGACAGCCCUUUCACGUUUCUUCGUCCUGCGUUCACCUUUUCGUCACAAUACAUCUUUAUUCUUCAGUAGGAGUACAUCAGAAAAAAACUGCUUCACUGAACCUAGCGUUUUCUAACCUACUUCUUUUACGACGAACUUGCAACUUGCGUCUGUCUAAUUUGGAGAUAUCCUACCUCGUAGCUUCCUUCGAAGUGCUUUCUGUUUCUUCCCAUAGGCUACGAACACGAUACUGUUGCUGCGUAUACUUGGUGGAUGAAAUAUGGACGAAUUCAAGAGCUGAGCCUAACGAAUGGGUGGCCAGGGAGAGGCACCGCAUCUGAGGAUGAGGCAGAGUGAGGGCCACACUGCCACCGACAGGCCGGGAGGUAAAAGCGCGGGCGUGAUCAUGGAGACGGGGGCCAGGUCCUCCCCUCAGUCAGCCGGCACGGGCACAGGGCCCCAGACGGUAGAACCCUCCGACAGCGACUCGGAGGAACGGGACGAAGGGGAGCGGCAGAGCGCGUUGCCCGUGGCCGCGAAUAGCACCGUAGGGGGAGCUCCAAUGGGCCAGCAGGAGGCGCCAGACGGUGGGUGGGGCUGGGUGGUGCUGGUGGCCAGCAUCCUGGUCCUGGCCCUCACCCUGGCCUUCCCGUCCUGCAUCGGCAUCUUCUACACCGACCUGCAGGCGGCUUUCCAAGCCAGCAACAGCGAGACUUCCUGGGUACCCUCCAUUAUGACGGCGGCGCUGCACGCAGGAGGUCCGCUGUGCAGCGUGCUGGUCGAGCGGUAUGGUUGCCGUGCAACAGUCAUGCUGGGCGGGGUCCUGAGUGGGUUGGGUAUGGCAGCCAGCUCCUUCACCAACAGCAUCAUGGAGCUUUACAUCACUGCCGGGGUCAUCACAGGGCUGGGGUUCUGCUUUAGCUUCCAGGCGGCGGUGACCAUCCUGGGCCAGUACUUCGUGCGGCGGCGCGCGUUCGCCAACGCCAUGUCCUCCACGGGCACCGCCAUCGGCCUGUCCACCCUGCCCUUCCUGGCCGAGUUCCUGCGCAGCCAGCUGGGCUGGAGGGGCAGCUUCCUGGUGCUGGGGGGCGUGCUGCUCAACUGCUGCGUGUGCGGGGCGGUCAUGAGGCCCGUCAGCCCCAAGUACGGGGGCCCCGCGGCGGGCCGAGCGCCGGAGCGCCGCCCCCCGCCCUCCGCGCAGACCAAGGGGGCGGGGCCGGGGGAGCGGGCGCGGGCGUGGCUGAGAGCCGCGGCGGCCUUGCUGUCGCGGAACAUGGCCUUCGACCUGUUCUGCAGCAACCCGCGCUUCGCCGCCUUCUCCCUGGGCGUGACCUGGAUGAUGCUGGGCUUCGUGGUGCCGCUCAUCUUCCUGGUGCCCUACGCCACGACGCACGGCAUGGAGCAGGGCAGCGCCACGCUGCUGCUGGCCAUCCUGGGCUUCGUCAACAUCGCGGUGCGCCCGCCCGCCGGCCUGCUCUUUGGCCUGCCCUGGUUCCGCGGGCGCCACGUCUACGUCUUCUCAGCGGCGCUGCUGGUCAACGGGCUGAGCAACUCGCUGUGCUGCCUGGGGGCCAGCUUCCAGGUGCUGCUGGGAUACGUGCUGACCUACGGCCUGUCCAUGAGCGUGGUGGGCUCCCUGCUCUUCACCGUGCUCAUGGACGUGGUGGAGAUGAGGCGCUUCCCCGCCGCCCUCGGCCUGCUCGCCAUCAUGGAGAGCGUCACGCUGCUGGUGGGCCCGCCCCUCGCCGGCAUGGUGGUGGACCGCACGGGGGACUACACUUACAUGUUCUAUACCUGCAGUGCCAUCGUGGCCUCGUCUGCACUCUUCAUCAUGCUGGCUUUUUACUGGCUGGACAGACGGGACAGGGAGAUGUCACGCCCCUCAAAUGCUGAAGUGGGUCCACAGAAGCCAGGGGUCACCCUCACGCCAAACUGCCAAUAUAACAGCGUGCCGACAGGGGGGGGCCCGGCCCCCACCACAAAGACUGUUGACGUCAGCAGUGUGUGAACACGCACUUGUCGGUGCACACACAGAAGCACACACACACACUUGCACACAGAUGCGCACAGAUAUACACACAUGCACACAUACACACACUCACAUAGACACGCAGACACGCAUGCUCACACACGCGCACAAAAACGCACAUGUUUUUAGUGCACAAAUGUGCACUUUCGUGCAGACGGGUAGUUCAUUAGGAAAUCAUGCACUUUCACCUCCUCAGGCCACUGAAGAUCCGAGUGUCACUCACUGCCUUCAGGACCAAUUCUCACACCAUCUGAAAAUUGCACACCACGUGGAACCCUGCCCAUCGCACUCCUGGCCAAUCGCUGUGGGAAGUGGGCGUGGACUUCAGAGGUGGGACGCGGAAACACCCACCCCCCUCACUCUGACUGUCGGAAAGGAGCUUUCAGAUGCUACCCGACAUUCCGAACGGCAGUUCGCUUGAAGACCGCAGAAGCCUUGACCUCACGCGCAGGAACGUGGAAGUUGGUGCUCU